ACUCGGUGAGAGGGGCGGGUCGCGCUCAGUGUUUACUUAUUUACAAUCCAACUUAGCUAGUACACUAGCACAUUCCACUUAAACCGGACGCACGUCCGCCGCCCGACGUGUGUCGCUGUGCAUUUAGUGUGAACUUUACAUUUAUAACAUUACUGCUGCAUUAUUUGUUGUAUUUGUGUGUGUAUGUGACACAGAUUUAUAUCAUCACUUUGUCACAUUUUACAUUGUGGUAAACAGCUGUGUUCACAGCUGAAGCGAGUAUGAAAUAAGAUGAAAUUUAGGUCAUGCCAAAUAAAUCCGGAGCAAGUGAGAUUGCUUCUAUUUAAGGAGUGUGACUGGAGGGGAAGGAAGCUACUUUUUGAUUCAUCAGCUAUACAGAAAGUGCCUGCAGGCAAAAAUGACAAGCCAAACAUCAAGCCAACUGAUGAGGCCCCAUGCAUUGUGGAGGUUUCAAAUGGAUUCAGUUAUUUGUACAAAGGGGCGUCGGAGGACGCGACGGUUCUCGGCGAGAUGAUAUUCGGCGCGGUCGCCAUGAACUACAAGAGCGUUUCCUUGAAGAUUCACAUCAUGGACGAGCCGAGAAGAUUGAUGUGCACGAAGAUCUUCUGCGUGCCGACGUCACGGCGCAUCAGCCGUGUGGAGCGCAAGACGGAGCGACGAGACGCGAGCAGUUGUGGCGACCUUCGCAACGGCUCGCAGCCCUUGAACGUCCCUCUCUUGAGGGAAGAGGGCGUGUCGCUCAGCUUCUCGCUGGAUAGGGGAGAUUCAGGUUUCUGCGGUGAUCAGUCCCCGUACAGCAGCGUCGGUUCUACAUACGACUACUUCUCCAUGUUUGAAUCUUGGGACGGAUGCAACAUUCAAGAUGAUCUCUACUCUUUUCACUAUCCACCUGGUCGCAAGUUGAGUACGUCGAGCAACGGCAGCUGGCAAAGGAGAACGUUCCAGAACAUGGCGACAAAAUUCAGCAUCGGCCAUCAAAGUUCCAACUUGCUCAGCGUGCCUUCGAGUUUUAGUAAUGGCACCAGUAGUGAUUCGCAGAUAUACAGCAACAGUUCAACAAGCGACAGCCUGACGAGUGGCGUUUCUACGAUGUCGCAGCGGAAGAACAAGCUGGGCUUGGCCCUGCUCAUCACUGUCAACGACGCUGCUGAAAUGAGUCUCGUGCGGCGAUGUCUGGAGCACUCUCCCCAACUGCAAGCGAUGGUGUGUCGGCUGCGAUUGGCGACUCUGGCGGCCGGCGCUAGCGGCGGGUUCGUGUCCACGCUGUACAAGGCCGCGGAAGACGCCGCUAGAUGGUUGUCGGACCUGGUGUACGGGCCGCGGCUGCAGCCGGUGUGGCUGAGCGUGGUGACGAGCGACGCGCGCGCAGCGAGCAACACCGCGGACGCGCUGCUCGCCGACCUGUGCGCCGUGCUCAGCCUCGCCGACACCAAGGACACCAACUUCUUCGUCAGCACACUGUUAACACACAUCCUCACGUACCACCUCGGCUGGGUGACCACCGUCAGUCCUUACGACACCAUCGAUUACCACAAGGCGACCAUCGGGGACGAGGUGGAAUCUAAGCGGCCAUACAACGCGCUGUGGGCACAACUCAACGAUCUCUGUGGGAACAUCGGGUUCCCGCCGCGAGCCGCUCGCACCAUCAUCAGCGGCGCCACCAACACGCAGUUCAUCAACAGACUGCUCGUCGUGUUGACUUACUUCUUGCGCUGCGGCGACGUCAGGCGGAGUGACUUCCAGUUCCAGAAGUGUUCACCAAAAGAGACCAAAGUGGUGCACGUGACGAGGCCCGAGGGGGGCAUGAAGCGUACCGCCACGCAAGUGAAUAGGCUAGCGCAGUUCGAUUCCGUGGAAAGUUUAAAAGUGCCAGUGAAUACUCAGAACAGUGACAGUAGUGUGAGUACGUUAGCUGCCAGCGACGUCAGCAUCAAGAGGUCCGCGACGCUGGCCAAUUUAACACUAAAGCUCUCUAACAGUGCGGACUUCAGCAAGCAGGACGGCGGCUCCACUAGCGACAGUCUCGUGGUCGGGCAGCUGAGGAGGAACACCACAAUGUUGCUUUCGUCCAAGGCCUCUUCGGAUUCUAGUCUUAACUCGGUGGUCUCGGAUGAGCCCGCGCAGAAAGUCGUAUUCGUGUUAGGUGAUAACGAGAAGUUGGUUGGACUGAAGAACAAAUCGGCUGACGGCAAGAGCGUGAAGAAGUCUUCUAAGGUCCACAACGAGCCGCUCAACCUGGACAUCGCGGAGACCAAGACGGAGGGCUGCACGAAGGACAGCUGCGAGCAGAACAACGGCGCCGACAGCCCGUCCAAGUGCUGCGGGCAGAUACUUCAACAUUCCAAACCUAUAAAACAUUCCGGUUUUAAGUUCGAGUUCGAUAAAUACCCACAGAUAGUCACUAAUUAUAUGAAGAGUAAAAACUUAGAGAUACUUGACAGACAUUACAUCGGCAAACCGGGGAAUUUGAAGUUGGACAACUUCCAGUUCGAUCCGACGGUCGUGCCGCCGAUACAGGAGGAGCGCUGCGAGACGUGUGUUAAGUGCCAGCUCAUGGAGUCCAUGCUGCAGACGCCCACCAACGCCUCCGAGAUGGAGUACAUGAACGACAUCCCGCGCCAGCUGGAGCCGCAGCACGCCAAGGAGACGAUUGUAGACGACGCGCAGCAACGCGAGAUGUCGCCUAAGACGUUCGUACGGCGGCGGAAAGAGAACACUGUCGUCGUGAACGUCGCCACGCCGGAGGCAAACCAGAAUGUGUCGGAACCGAAGAGGCCAGAGGGGAAGAAGAGGGAGAGGGAGGGCGACAAGCUGAUAGACGUGAAGGAGGUGCUGGAGUUCUCGUUGCCGCCGCUGUGCGUGUCGUGCAAGGCGGCGCCGCUGUCGGCGCGGUCGGGGUUCGACGCGUCGCUGCUGGGCGGCCUCACUGACCACUACGUACCUGAUUUAAUAUUACAAGGAACAAUCGCAAACCCGAAGUUGUGGGAGAUGGAACUGAGGCGGGACUUGGAUCUCACAUCCUUUCUAAACAAAACGUUAGAAUCGCCGCUGCAGGCGGUCGCCAUCGUAGCCGAUACAAAUAAUUGGGAGGUGCGAGUGGUCGGACGGGAGUGUGGGUCGGGUGGCAUGUCGUCGUUAGUGGGUUCAAUGCUCGACGCGUUACCGCUCAUGUGGAAGGCGAAAGUGCCCGCUCAUCAGUGUCUAUCAUUCUUGGAAGGGAAGCUUCGUGAAUUCUGCGUGCUGUCGAAAACACUAGCGGACAUGUUGAUGUCAACCGACUUCUGCGACAUCGCGACGUUGACGAAGUCUCUCAACGUGGACGUGAACGAUGUUCCGCUGCUGUUGGCCGUGGCGACUACCCACACACCUCAGGUGGCGACGCGAUAUGGUAUUAGCUAUAUGUAGUCUGGUAGCGUGUGAGUUGGUACCAUGGUUGCUUUUUACUUGAACUAUAAUGUUCCAUAGUACAAAGCGUGUUGGUGGUGGCUAAAUAUAGCAGCCACUGUAACUUACAUGCAUAUAUGCAGACUCCAUGUGCGUUUUUGUGAGACUAAAACAGAUCUAUUUAUAAAUAGAAUAAUGCUAAACCAAGAUACAACUCUAAAAUUACAUUUUUUAGAUCUAUCGUGGUACCAAUUAGCAGUAAAGCUUUACUCAAUUGAAUGUUAGGUUUAAAUCUAAGAUACUAGCGUUCCGCCCCGGCUUGGCUUAAACAAUUCGCAUUGUGUGCAAGUCUAUGAAAUGUUCUAAACGAUGCUCAAAACAGCAUCAAAAUCCAUCAAGUAGUUUAGAAAGCUAAGAAUACACAAACGACUUUGUUUACACUUAGAUUAGAGGGGAUAAGUAGAAAGUGUCGUAAAGUACGCCUCGUGAUACAUUCCUGAGUUUUUUUUUGUAGGAAUAACAACAUAAUAUUAGUAUCCUUUAAACUUAUAAUUUAAUGAGCAUAAUAAUUGUAUUGUAUGUAAUGUACAAUGACUUCUAUUGUAUGCGCUUAUGGUAGUACGCGUUUCCCAACAAAAAUAUGGCAUAGGAAUAGUCGUUAGUCAGGCAUACUUUACUCUUUCCCUUUUAAUAUUUUAACUAUCGUACUCAGCUUUAUUUCUGGCAACUCGUAAGCAGCUAAGUUGGCAAUGUUUGAUACUAGUCUGAACAAAUGGGUGGGAACUUGUACGUUACUUCACUUCCAAAUAUGUAUCGAAUUAUAUACCUUGUGACGUCACUCGUGCGUAGUAUUAUGACGUCAUUACGUGUGUAGUGGGGCGGGGACAUUGCUUGGCUCCGGUUGUGGAUGCUUGGAAGUUAGAACGCCAUAUGGAUAGGUGAAACGCUUUUUGACAUCUGACACAUUUUACAAAUUAUUAUUGGAGUUUGAACUACACGCGUAGUUGUGACGUGUUGGUGGUAAUUAUAAACGUGUUAUUGUCAUAUUGAUUAAAGUCCAUGAUGUAUAUUUCGCACCUUUAGAAUUACUAUGACGCAAGUGCAAAAAGCCGUUAAAUUGACUUCAUAAUCCACAACAUUUGAAAAGUGACAAACUAACUGUAACAUCGACUUUCGUGUAAUUUCGUGAUUUUAAAGGUGCGGUUUAAUAGUCGGGCUAAUUUAUUACAGAAGCAUACAUGAUGCGACGGUCUCACGGACUGGCUUAUCAAUAAGAAACAUUCGAUUUUGUGUGGCAAUUGCCAAUGUGAAACGUUUUCGAACAUAGCGGACCCGUAAACUGUCUACUUUGUUCUGUUCCAUAGGACUGCCCAUGCGACCGUCUCAUCGUGUAUAGCCUUCACUUUCAAAACAUUUUGUCAUAUUUUGUUAUAGCAUGCAAAACAAUUAAUUGCAUUAUGAAUAUGCAUAAAGCAAAGAUAAUUUGAUAAGAGUUACAUAAAAUUGCUAUCGUCGCUCAACAAUACGUCUCAAGCUCCAUUAAUGUAUUAAACCAAACCAAAAAUGUAUUUGUUAAAUUAUAAAUUUUGUUGAAAAUUGUAUAACAUUGUGCUCACUUGAUCGGAUUUUGAAUUAAUAACACGAGAACAUAAUUUAUAAAUAUUAUUAUGAUUAAUUUAUUUCUGUCAAUGAUUAUAAUAAAUUAUAAACGAUAUAAAAUAUCAAUUUGCAAUAUUGGGAAUAAAUAUACUCAAACAUAAUCAAGUGAGUAACUAAAAAAAUGAGCAAUGGGUUCUUUGCUUGUUGGAGAAAAGUGAAUGUUUCAAAGAAACUGAUGCUUUAAUUGUGUGAGAGAUGUGAUAGAUUCAUGUCGCAUGUGAUAUGAUUGGUCGAGGUUUUGUGAAGGCCUAUGUAUGUAUUGUGAUAUCGAUAAACAAAAAAUAUAUUUAUAUGUAAGGCUUAAAAGCUGUACGUACAAGUUACAUAUUAUUUCUUUAUGUUUUAUGGGGAUUUGAAAGAAGUAAACCAUGUAAUUUUGAAGCUAUCUGAGAACAAUAUUACUGAAUUUUGUAAUAAACAUGACUUAAGAACUAUGCGGACAUAUAUUUUGAAUCUAAUAAAGACUGUUAAAUUAUACAAUUAUUGAUAUAACGUGAUGUCGUUCUUAGAAAGCUUCUAAAUCGUAGUCAAUGCAUUGUUUUCAAACAAAAAUGUCAUCUUAUUUCUAAACUGAUCGUUAAUAAUACGAUUGAAUUGAAUGUAGUCACAGUUGCGCAAUUUAUUUAAACCUAGUCUGAAGUUAGGAACGAGUGACGUAGUAAAUGAAAGAAAAAUGCAAGUUGUCCAUUACUUUAUAAAAUCAAUGCGAAUUGGGAGUUCGUAAGAGUUAGAGACGAUUGAACUUACUAACUUCAGAUCGGUCUAGUUAAAUUGGAUGCAUUAUACAUUACCUAGAUAAUGUAUUGUCCGUCUAGAUGGCUAUCAGAUCAAUGCAUUCGUUAUCUUCAAAUUCAACUACAUUGGCAUCUAAAACAGGCAGGUUUUCUUGCAGUUUAUGUAGUGAUCAGCUAUCUGAACGGGUAACAAUCGCAAAACUGCAAAUUUUGCAAUUAAACUGAUGACAUUAAUUUCAAAAUUUAUAUAGAGUGGAAUUAUAAGAUUGUAAGUUGGCUUACCGGUUUGCCAUAUUCUAUUUAAUUAAAACGUACGAGCCUUAUGUUAUAUCAGAAUGUGUGUACCGUAUGAUUACACAUUGUUUAAUAAUACUCAAUGGUCAGCACAUGUGUAAUAUUGGCAUCGUUGGUUCACUAUUACAAAGUACUAUGUUCAUUUUUACUUAUAUUGCAAAAAUAAUAUUUUUUUUUUUUAUAUUGGUAAUAAUUAGUAAAUACAAUGAUGAACUUUUCCUCCUUUAUCUUUCGGGAUUAUUGGAAAAUUUUCACUGAAAAAGGCUUAAAAUCAUGUUAUAUAUGUAAUUCAAUUUACACAUCAAAUGAUCUUAUGUUAAUAGGACCUUGUAAUAGUGAGCCGACGAUAUCUGUGGUGUAUAUCUAACCUGAACUUUUGAACACUUAAGUACCUUAUCAGUUUGUAUUCAAGAGGGUGAUAUGUAUAGUUAUUUUUUUAAGUUAUCCUUUUUAUUGUAAUUAAUAUUUUUUUAUACCUUAAUUAAUAAAUUAUUUUUUUUCAUAUUGAA
This is a messenger RNA of Manduca sexta (tobacco hornworm), 6580 nucleotides long. Its product is annotated as folliculin-interacting protein 2. The record is from RefSeq and is a predicted model, not a curated record. The transcript is spliced from 13 exons. Lineage: Eukaryota; Metazoa; Arthropoda; Insecta; Lepidoptera; Sphingidae. Gene Ontology annotation, cellular component: cytoplasm. The coding region runs from base 271 to 3405 and encodes 1044 amino acids. Gene Ontology annotation, molecular function: ATPase inhibitor activity; protein-folding chaperone binding.